Molecule: messenger RNA, 3292 nt
Organism: Paramormyrops kingsleyae
Lineage: Eukaryota; Metazoa; Chordata; Actinopteri; Osteoglossiformes; Mormyridae
Gene: arhgap9
Product: Rho GTPase activating protein 9
Biological process (GO): signal transduction; regulation of GTPase activity
Cellular component (GO): cytoplasm
Molecular function (GO): phospholipid binding; protein binding
Source: RefSeq, a predicted model, not a curated record
GACACGUCAAACAGGUGACGUUUCGAACCUCAAGCUAUGAAACGAGUCAUUACAACUCUGUUACUUUGCAAGGUGCGGGAUGGUCACCGUUAGUUUAAAUCGUUUACGUUAAUUUUGAAAAAAAAAUCACUGAGACAAUUAAGCUUAUUAUGAGGAUGGUGUUGACUGGUCGGCCUGCACAGACCCACCCUUCUGACCCCAGCAAGUACAGUCUGGCUGUCUUCUGAGGAGCCGGUGGGGAGGCGGGGGUGUAGAAGGAAGCUAUGCUCUCGGGCAGCUGGCGGCGCUCGGCGGCCCCCGCCUCUGCCGGCGGUGGGGGUGGUAGUAGCAGGCCCAGCGGCACGGUGGUCGUGGAGGCCCAGUACGACUACUCAUAUCGCGGCGCAGACGGCCGGCAGGUCAGCAUGCGGGAGGGCGAGCGCUUCGUGCUGCUCCGAAAGUCCAAUUCCGACUGGUGGCAGGUGCGGCGCCUCGGGGCGUCCAGCAAGGCCCGACCCAUCUACGUCCCGGCCACCUACGUGGUGGAGGUCUCAGGCGCGGCUCCGCCUGGCCCUCCUCCCACAGCGACCCCAUUGCCAGGCAACGCAAAGUUGCAGUCCCGGGUCUCCCUCACACCCUGCAUGCCCACCCAGGGCUCAGGGACCUUUAAAACUGUGAUCAAAACCUUCUGUCGGUCUAUGGAGGACCUGAACUCCAGUAGUGCCUACAGGCUCCCUGAGGCGGGGCCCAACCUGGGGGACGAGCGCUACACAACGCUGCCCCUCCCCCGACCCGGCAACCCCGCCAGCUCCUCGACGGGCCACCUGCUGGUCCCCCGCGGGCUGGCAUGUGCUGCCGCCAUGCCCCGCAGCAAGAGCUCCAGCAACCUGCCCCAGAACCCCUACAAGCAGGGCCCCGGAAUGGCCGCCAGGAGCUCGCCCUGCUCCAGACCCACCAAAUUCUACAGCCAGUGGGACAUGGCGAGCCGGGCCUGCACACAGCCAGCUGGACCGUGCCACAUCCCCCAGGAAUCGCUGUCCUAUAGUAACCAGCAGGGUGUGAAGCAUCAGCCGGGACCCCCCAGCCCGGCCCUGGACCAGCGCCCCCUGCACGUGCUGGACAUGUGGGAGCAGUACCUGGAUCCAGCUUCUGGUCGCUGCUUCUACGUCAACAGUGUGAGUGGUGAGCGUUCCUGGAAGCCACCCCGGCGAGGCCGCAGCCAGGCGAGUCCCAUGCAAGCAGGAACCUUCAGCCAAAACACCAACCACCUGUCACUGGCUGGUCUCAGCCCUGGAAAAGGCAUCAGGGACAUGAACUGGGCCACCUCCUCGGACAGCCUCAGCGACACCUCCCGGAACUUGGAUGACACCCAGCACCCUUUCGCCCUGUCAGGGAGGACAGGGCAGCCCAGUGGUAGCCGCCCGUUGGCGCUGCCCUUGCUGCAGGAUGCGAAGGGCCAGUUCUGUGUAGAUCAUGUGACCGGUCAUGUGACCAGCAGGGACGCAGAUGAACCCUCCCCGGACAGCUGCGUGGAUGGUUCUGGGAGCAUCAUCACCCCGGAGCUGGAGAAAGCAGGGAUGCUGAAUAAGACGAAGAUCGCGGAAGGCGGCAGGAAGCUAAGAAAGAACUGGAGCCCCUCUUGGGUGGUUCUGGUGGGCAACAGCCUGGUCUUCUUCAAGGACCCCAAGUCUCAGACACCCUCCAGCUGGAGGCCUGGGAACAGCAAGCCAGACAGCAGUGUGGACCUACGUGGGGCUCAGCUGCACUGGGCCACCGAGCUGUCCAGCAAGAAGAAUGUCUUCAGGUUAAGGACAGUCACUGGGAAUGAAUUCCUGCUGCAGUCAGAGACGGAUUCUGUGAUCAUGGAGUGGUUUAACACCCUGCGUAGUGUUAUCGACCGGCUGGACCGUGAGAACCCCCUGGACAAUGUGCUGCUCUACUCUCUGCGGAGGUCCAGCAGUGUGGACAUGCUGGACCAGAGCGGGGACGAGGACGAAGGCCGAUCCGGGCACAAGUCCUCCUUGCCUCGCUCAGUGUCCAACCUGGAGACCUCAGAGAAAAAGCGGGUGAAGAGCCGGCUGAGGAAGUUCAUCCAGAAGAGGCCCCCCCUACAGACUCUCCAGGAGAAGGGGCUCAUUAAGGAUCAGGUGUUUGGGUGCCGCCUGGAGACGCUGUGUGAGAGAGAGAAGACCACAGUGCCCCGCUUCGUCAAAAUGUGCACAGAGGCCGUGGAGAGGAGAGGGCUGGAGACGGAUGGGAUCUACAGGGUCAGUGGGAACUUGGCAGUCAUUCAGAAGCUGCGGUUCACUGUGAAUCAUGAGCGGGCAGUGAGCACCGAUGGACGAUUUCUGUUCCCUGAGGGGUUGGCGCAAGAGGAGAAGCUGAACCUGGACCACAACCAGUGGGAGGACAUUCAUGUCAUCACUGGUGCCCUUAAGCUCUUCUUUCGGGAGCUUCCAGAACCGUUGGUCCCCUACAGCCUCUUUACGGACUUCGUUGAGGCAGUCAAGAUACCAGACUACCAGGAGAAAGUGGAUCGCUUGAAAUGCCUGGUUCACAACAUGCCGCCGUCCAACCAGAACACUAUGCACUUCAUGUUCCAGCACCUGAGAAGAGUGAUGGAGCAUUCAGACACAAACCGCAUGACAACCCAGAACAUCGGCAUCGUCUUUGGGCCCACGCUGAUGCGGCCGGAACGAGACACCAUCAACAUGGCCGUCAACAUGGUGUACCAAAACCAGGCUGUGGAGCUCAUUCUCAGCGAGUUCAAUCAGGUGUUUGGACCCGAAAACACUGGAGCCCAGUGAAGGGCCCCUCGCCUUUUACCAGAAGAAUUGUCCCCUGCAUUUCCUCCAAACUGUCCAGUCCUCAUGAAAAAGAAGGAAGAAGAAUAUGAAGAAAAGGUGGCAAAGUAAAGGAGAAGAUCGGACUGAAUUCAAGGGAAGGACCUCAAGAUCUAAAUCGGUAGUAAUAUAGCAGGAAGAGAGCCACUGAGCCACACGGAGAGGUGUGGUGUUUUGCACCUGUAUGCACCCGUAAUGGAUUUUCAGUGUGCCAGUCAAGAAUGAUGACAAAUGACUAAGCAAUAGAAUUAACAUGCAGUAUAAAUAAAUGAAACAGCCAGUGCGUUUUAGCUCUCGGCUCAGGGAGAGUCUGACAGAUGGAUGUUAAGUGUUACUGAACGCUCUGUGAAUUGACAGCGCCAUUCAUUCACUCAGGUACUUGCAGGGCUGCCUGGCACCAUGAAGAGAAGAGGAUGUGUCGUGCUGUUUUUCUCUUCUUUUUUUUUUUGUGGUGGUGUUGGUGUUGUUGG